UUCGAGCGUAGAGUACAGUCACUGCGCGGCGAGCACGCACAGCACCGGGGCAGUCCGCAACCAAAGGUACUGAUUGCGAGCGGUGACCGAGUCACGUUAAAUAGUAAUAUUUAAAACACACAAAAAAAAAAAAAAAAAGGAAGGGGGAUACCGAAGGAUAAAAUUCGAAAGAAAAAACAAAUUUCAAAAAAACGAAAAUACAAAAAAAAAAAAAAAAACAACCAACAGUAUGUAAAAUUAUCUGAGGAGAGUUUAUCGCCACGACGAGAGAAAAUUUUUAAAACAGAAAAAUUUAAAAUUCGAACAUAUAAAAUCAAACUGUACGUAUUAAGUUGAGGAAGGAACAAAAUCCGGCCGACCGCGAAGAUCUACCAGCGGCACAAACCUCGCGACGCCGCUCAAAUACUCUGUACAUGAUAUACAUCUAUACGUGUUUUAUGUGAAAAAGUGUUUUUCUUUCCUUUCGUUUCUGGUUCCCCUUCGUUUGUUCAUGUAUUUAUUUAUCUUUUAACUAUCUUUCAUCGUGAAUAUCAAUAUAAUGUUCAUGUAUAUCGAAAAGUUACUGUGAAUCGUAAUAUGCGGAAGUUUGAUUUACCUUUAUCGCGGUGGAUCGAGGAAAGUACUGUUUACCAGGACUAUAACGAUGACGAGAGUAAUAAUUUUUGUGAUAUCGAUACGUAGGAUGUGAAACAAGAUAAAAAAAAAAAAACAAACAAACAAACAAAAACAAACAAACAAAAUACUGAAAAAAGAAAAAAAAAAAAAAACUAAGUAAAACAAAAACAAACUAAUCUAAUAUCGAUAUAUACCUUUCAAGGGAAAACAGCACAGUUUAACAGAUCGUACAAAUCUACCGCCUUCUAACAAGCCACAUUAACCUCAAGUGAUUUCUAUUUUCUUACGAAACGCGAAAGAAUGAAUUAGUGUGUGUAUAUGUUGUAAUCUUGUAUUUCAAGAGCUUAGGUUCAGAAGAAACAAAAAAAGCGAAAAAAAAAAACGAGAUUUUUAAAUAAAAUAAAAUACAAAUUUAAACAGAACGAAGAAGAAGAAGUAAUAAACAAACAAAAAAAAAAAAAAAAGCAAACAAAAUAAAAUAACAAGAGCUAUAGUAUCGUAUCUAUCUUAUCUAGUGUACAAAUUAUAUCUGAAAAAGUCCGCCAGUGCCAAAUCGAAAAUAAAAAAGUGAAUAAUAAUGAUAAAACCGCAAACCAAAGAAACUACCAUUUUCUACUAAUCAUUGAAAUAAUAAUAAACGAACAAACAUACAAGCAAGAAAGGAAACAAAAUUAAUUAAUAAUACUCUUAAAGGGAAUCGAAGUCCUUCAUACUCAGUAAUUAAUAAAAAAAAAAAAAAAAAAAAAAAACAACUACAAAUAGGAAAUUUAUAUUUAUAAAUCGUAAGUACAGUAUCUACAAGUUUUUUUUUUAAAACGAGCACACUAAAAGAAAUAAAAAAAAAUUAAAUAAAAAAAUUUAUACAAGCGAACAAAAUAAUAUGAAAUAAAAUGAAAAACUACUGAAUUUGAAGAAAACACGAAAGGAUACUUCAGACAGAACCGAUCUACUUCAGAGCGUAGCCUAAACCUGACGAGUACAAAAAUUACCUAAUACUUACACUCCACGAUUACACCGAAUAGCUAAGCAUGGCAAAAUUCUCGCGUACGAUGCCUGUCGUAGCUUAAAUAACCCAUAAUCGCAGCACGUUUAUUGAGAUAGAAGAGGUCAGAAACCGUGAACGACGUACAAAAGGAUAAGAAGGAUUAUUUUCCCGUGAGAUAUUCGGUAGAGAGAGAAAAAAAAAUAAAAUAAAAUAAAACGAAGAACAAAAAAAUAUUUAUAAAAAAAAAGAAAAAAAAAAUAACAAUAUAAAGCAAAUAGAUAAAAUAUAAACUAAAGAGAAGAAAGCGAAAACAAGUGAGAUAACAAGUGAAGAAAUAGUCCAAAUGUCUUUACUGCGGGUGAGCGGAGUCGAGUAUUCAAUUUCUUUCGUAAGUCGAAGCUAAAUCGUUAAAUAGAAGGCACAUUCGAAAAGCCCAGAAGCUCGGAGGGAUGGCCCUUAAGAUGUGGCGGGGAAGAUGAGCGCUGACGUCACCAAGGAGGUCGCCUCCGAGAGGGUCAGCCCUCCGGCAGCAGCGACCUCGCCGAAUUCCGGCACGGGGGACCCUGCAGCUCGUCACCUUCCGCCUUUCAGCAGCUUCGCAGACGGCACCAUGGACAGCUCCACUACGCUCACUACGCUCCAUCCCCAAGACGUUGGUCUGGGGCUCACAUCCUCCUGGGAUUAUUACGAGGGACUCACGGGUCGACUGAUCGACUCCAGAGGCGAAGUGGUACUCGCGAGUCAGUACCGACCUUGGGAGUCGAAGAACGCCGGUGGCGAAGGACUACCGAGUUUCGCGAGCCAAUUCACGGCGCCGAGUGAAUCCGAACCGCAACUGACCGCCCUCACCCCCCUAUCGCCCGCGUCCGUGUCGCAUUCGCCACCGGUUACCGCCGUAGGAUUGCCCAGUUUUCACACCUUGGGCAGUCCGCUCCCCACGCCUCAUCCUCAUCCUCAUCCUCAUCCACAUCCUCACCGCGCCCCGGUGGGGUAUCCUCUGGUUCCCGCGCCCGUGCAGGCGAGGGAGGUCCCGGCUCUUCAGCAACAAUUGCUCGACGAACGUCACAUACAACUACUGGGUUCCAGUCCGGUACAGGCGUUUCCGCCGCCGCCGGGACAUCCACAUCACACCGUGCUAACCGUCGUUAAACCCGAAUACCCCCAGCUACAUCAUACGAACUUUCAAAACCCAAUGUCCACGGUAUUGGACACGCCCGUUACGUCUCGCGUUAAUAUCGACGGGCGUAAAAAGGAGCGUAGAAAAAUUCGCGCCGGUUCCAUGGAAUCGGAAGACGGAGCUAACGUGGAAAGUUCGGGUCAGGUGGCCGCCGUCUCUUCGACCGCCAACAGAGGACAACAUCACAUGGGGGGUGGGAUGGGCGACGGCGACAGCGAGGGGGGACUCGGAGAUAAACCCGCCAAGAAGAAGAGGAAGAGAUGCGGGGAGUGCAUCGGGUGCCAGCGUAAAGACAAUUGCGGCGAUUGCGCGCCAUGCAGGAACGACAAAAGUCAUCAGAUAUGCAAAAUGAGACGGUGCGAGAAACUGACGGAGAAAAAGCAUUUAUAUCACCUGCAAACAGGCGAUGGAGCUUUCAGAGAACGAGGCAGAGGCAGAGGGAAAGGAACACCUAGGAGUUAUCGGAAGAUCGCGCGCCAAGUUAGCACGCCGGAUACCCCAUCGGUCGGACUUGGCAGUCCUCAGGCAGGCAUUGGUGGCUUGCAGCAGCAACAACAACAACAACAACAACAACAACAACAACAUCCUCAGCAACAAGGGCUACACGUCGACGUUAUGCAGCAGGCCAAGGACAGUCUGUCGCCAGCGGUAGUUCAGCAGCCCGGAGCUCUUCGCAACGGGAAUCCUCCGCCGCCCGUCGUCUCCAUGUCCCCUGGAGUAAUGCCGGGAUUUUACGGUGAUACCGGGGCGGGAUUCCGACCUGCAGCCGGAUUCGGAAACACAGUUUGGCACCAAGGAGUCGGUCCUGUUGGGGCGGUCACCGUGGAGGCCUCACCAACCGCUUGGCCCCCACAACAAUUCAUUCAACAAAUUCCAGCGCCUAAUCAACUCGAAGAACUGAGAUAUCACACUCAGUACAGCGCUGCAACACCUUACCAUCCACAACCUGUUGCCUAUCAGCAACAGGCGUUCAUUACAGCUGAUCAAUCAGCAUUUCAGCGGGCGGGAGCGACCGGACAGUACGCUAUCACGGGGCAACCCUCGCCUCUAGCACCAGUAAUCGCUCAAUCAGCGGCUACGACUGUUCAAAGACCGAUUAAUGGUCAGUUUAUGGAUCCUGCAGCCACUGCAGGUCAGCCAGUUGGUUACGAAAGACAAGAAUAUGUGAAUGGAUACCAACAGCAGGAUGUGACAAUGGCUCCACCCCCUUCGACAACACCGACAAGUCGGAGUAGCUCGGUUCAUAUGGAAACUCAGUCAAAUCAGCAGACCCAACAACAGCAGCCGCCAUCGGACACACAAGUAAAGGGCUUUGCCGCGAUUGCCGCCGGGGGUGUGUCGGGAAACGAGAUGCCUGGGUAUCCACUUCAACAGGGCCCGCAGAGUUUACACAGCUCUAACGGAUAUCCAGGCUACGUAGAAAUGGGUCAACAGCAAGCGCAAAAUCAAUGGCAGACUCAGGUCGCACAACAACAACAACAACAACAACAGCAACAACAACAACAGCAACAACAACAACAGCAACAGCAACAGCAACAGCAACAGCAACAGCAACAACAACAACAGCAACAACAGCAACAGCAACAGCAACAACAGCAACAACAGCAACAGCAACAGCAACAGCAACAGCAACAGCAACAGCAACAGCAACAGCAACAACAACAACAGCAGCAACAGCAACAACAACAACAACAGCAACAACAACAACAACAACAACAGCAACAACAAAAUCAACAGCAAAUGCAACAACAGGCUGUGUCUGAUGCAAAUCAACGUCACAUAUGGUCAGAUACCAAUACAAGUGCGAAAAUCGGCGGUGUGAACGGUAUGACGUGGUCUGACGGUAGCUUACAGCAACAGCAACAGCAAAAUCAGCAGCAGCAGUUGCAAAAUCAACAACAGCAACAACAGCAACAGGAGCUGCAAAAUCAACAACAAAGAUUGCAGAACAGUCUGAAACAACAGAAUGAGCAGCAGCAAGUUCUGCAAAGUCAACGUCAACAGAUACAAAAUCAGCAGCAGAGUCUUCAAAAUCAACAAGAGCUUCCAAGACCAGCGAGUCACAUGAGCUGGGAAAAUAGCAGUAUUAAAGAACCGCCAACUCCCCAAUCUUGGACGGAAAAUACGGAUAAUCAACAGCAACAACAAUCGCAAGGAAAUUGGCCCCAGCAAAGUCCGAAGCUAAGAGACGCGCCAAACCCACGACUCACGCCGUCCGCUCAACAGCAGAAUCAGCAGGGCUGGCCACAACACUCUCCUAAGGUUACUGACCAUCAAAGUCAGCCAAACCCUCGGAUGACUCCCUCCGGUCAGCAUAACUGGCAGCAAAAUAGUCCCGAGAAUCAAAAUCAGCCGUCGAGUCAACAGAAUCCUAGGCUAACGCCGUCUGGUCAACAAAUUCAACAGCAACAAUGGCAGCAAACCAAGAUCGAACAAAAUCCAAGAUUAACGCCUUCGAAUCAAAUGUCCUGGCCGGAUACGCCAACUAGUCAACCCAACUGGUCACCGAGUAGUCUGAAAAGUGACGGAAGUCAACAGCCCCAGCAACCCUGGCCAGAUUCUCAACCUAGUCCAAGACGAACUCCGGGUCAUCAGCCCGGUGCAUGGCAGAGCCAGACAUCGCAAGAAAAUAAAAUGGAUAACCAGAUGAAUUGGUCGCCUAAUUCGACCGCGGAAAAUCAAGCGACCUGGGGGCAACAGCCGACGAAACAGGACAUGCAAAAUUCAGGAGAAAGAAUUCUGUGGCAACAGGGCACUGCGGAGGGCAACAAGCAGAAUGGCUUCCCGGAAAAUUCUCAAGAAACCCAGGAUAGCAUGUUCUCGCAAUCGAACAGAGUGAAUCUUAAUAGCCGAUUGAAAACUAUGAUACUAAAUAAGCAGCAACAACAAAUGCAGCAACAGCAACAACAACAAAUGCAGCAACACCAGAUGAAUCAUCAGGAACAGCAGCAACAGCAACAACAUCAUCUUCAUCAUCAGCUCGGGCAACACUCCAACGGCAACAAUAAUCCGAACGCCGAUUUCCCCACGGAUGAAAGAUUGAGAGAACCUAACGAAAACGCUGAUAAGUUGCAAGAAAAAAGACCGGCGGAGUAUCUGAAUCAGGCAGCCAUGAUGUCCAUGGCGCAAACAAACGAAUCAAUGACCGGUAAUUUUUUAUUGCAUAGCCACCACCCUCGGGCCAAUAGUUUGCCCGACGGUGGUGGCUUAUGGGAGUGGACAGGAGGAGGAAAUAACACGAGUAAUACAAACGACAGUAACAUGAUGCCAGAAACGGGAAUAACCGCGAUUGAGAACUUCAUGAAAUACGCUAACGUCGAGAAGGAAGAUACUGCGAAUAAACAAACGCCGGCAAAUACGGAACACCAGGCUUGGACGGGGUCUGACAGACCUGGUACAGAAGAUCCCAACGUCGAUGACAAGUCGUUUCAGCAACGCCUUGGUAUUCCACAAAAUUCGGAUGCGACAUUUUCGGAACAAAAAAGCCAAGAUGAGACGACGUUACCGAAUCAGGAAGAAACGAAGAUCGAUUACAAACCCGACGACGAAGUUACCUUCGACAAGAAUCCAGAGGUCCCUCAAGAAACUCAAACAUUUAAUUCCGAGAGCGCUAAAAGUCCGGCAAAGUUCGACUCUGAGAAUAUCGAUGAUGAGGUCAAGUACAAUUCGGAACAAGUUAUCAAGCAGGAAGUUAUACCCUUCAAUUGUUCGCCUCUGGAGGGUGUUCCGGAAUGUUCGAGGAGCGAGGACGAGACCUCGCAAAAUCUGGAAGCCGUUGUAAAAAGAGAACCCGACCAGAGAUGCCAUUUAGCGGAAACAAAUUAUAAAUUCAGGGGUGACGGUGGCCCUGCGACGCUAUCCUCGGAAAUCGGCUCUUGGUGCUGUCGAAGGGGUGGUACCGAACAACCAACGCCUGAACAUCUGCGAGAAGGUUGUUGUCAAGGAUUGCAGACGAGGGAUGAAAUUUUGGCGGAACCUUCACCGAAGGCCAAUAAUCAAGACGUUAAAAGCGAAGGGCCCAACAGCCCCAGAGCCGCAGCUACACCCAAGUUACAGGAUCACUUGGAAAAAUUGAAGAAUAAUGUGAGGACCGAAGUGCCGGACUGCAACUGCUUUCCAGCUGAUAAAUUUCAACCAAAAGGUCCACCCGAACCCGGUUCGUUCUACACCCAUCUUGGCACAGCAGCGAGUCUCGCCGACCUUCGCAAUGAUCUUGAAAGGAGAACUGGACUGAAGGGAGUCGCGAUAAGAUUUGAAAAAGUUAUUUACACCGGCAAAGAAGGGAAGACGACGCAGGGAUGCCCACUCGCUAAAUGGGUAAUUCGAAGAUCUGGUACCGAAGAGAAAAUACUGGCGGUAGUGAAGCAUCGCCAAGGACACAAAUGCCAAACCGCUUGGAUAGUGGUGGCUAUGGUCGCAUGGGAGGGUGUUCCGAACCACGAAGCCGAUAGAAUUUACUCACUUCUCAGCCACAAACUUAAUCGGUUUGGACUUCCGACUACCAGAAGAUGUGGAACAAACGAACCGAGAACUUGCGCUUGUCAGGGUCUUGACCCCGAUUCUUGCGGAGCUAGUUUCUCGUUCGGAUGCUCUUGGUCGAUGUAUUACAACGGAUGCAAAUACGCCAGAAGCAAAACCGUCAGAAAGUUUCGACUCUCAGUGCGAACCGAGGAGCAAGAGGUGGAAGAACGAAUGCAUGUCUUGGCGACCCUGUUAUCUCCUCUUUACCUGAGUCUGGCACCGGAAGCUUUUAACAAUCAAACGCAAUUCGAACGCGAAGCAAGUGAAUGUCGUCUGGGAUUUAAACCUGGUCGCCCGUUCUCCGGAGUUACAGCUUGCAUAGACUUUUGCGCACAUUCGCACAGAGAUCUGCACAAUAUGAACAACGGCUGCACUGUGGUGGUGAGUCUGACGAAACAUCGAUUGCUCACAAAACCGGAUGAUGAACAACUGCACGUUCUUCCGCUCUAUAUCAUGGAUGAAUCUGACGAGUUUGGUUCGAAGGAAGGACAAGAGGAAAAAGUGCGAACGGGAGCCAUCGAAGUUCUAAGCAAAUAUCCCUGUGAGGUAAGAGUUCGUUCGGUUCCCCUCCAGCCUUGUCGUCGUCAUGGCAAAAAACGGAAAGAAGACGAACCCGAUGCGGCCAGCAAUAAAAAAGAAGCAGCUAAGAAUCAAACCGAUAAGGCGAUCGAACCCACUCGCGGAACAUGUCAUCAAGAUCCUCACAGAACCCCCGGAAGAGACCCAUCUCUCUCUUUGGAAAUGGCGACUAUGCUCGAAGGGAUGGAUGCCCAACUCCAGAGUUCCCAGGUAUCGUCAACUGUUCUGGACAGUCCUGUUUCGAUGUAUCAAGGUUGGGGUUAUCAGGGAGACCAACAAUGGGCGAGAAACGGUUGGUUAGAUCAGCGAAAAAAUAACUGGUUAAAUCCGUGGGGUGAUUAUCCGUUCGGUGGAUUAGAGAGGGACAUCAAAGUCGAUCCCGACAGCACAAGCCUCGACGAUACAAGACCUAGAAGUGCGUUUUCCCAAGAAGACAUGCGCCCGGGUUCCCGAAAUUUCCCGAACUCUACCGCAGACUCGCCCAGGGGAAGCUACGCUUUGUCGCCAAGAGGCCAUCCCGUUUCUCCGAGGAGUUCGUACUCGAAUACCCCCGGAGAACCGGGCUACUCGGUGUCUCCUAGGGGAUACCCGCCGACCCCGCAAGAACAGAGAAUGCCAUCGCCGAGGGGUUCGGGUUACCCGUGCGGUGCUCCGGCAGAAGGUAAUCAUCAGUUUUCCGCACCAUUGGCAAGAGGCUACCAGAAUCCUGGACUCGAUAACAGGCACGUCACCGCGUCCCCUAGAGUUGGCUUACAUCAAUCUUCCCCGCAUUCUGAAAUGUUGCAACGGAAUACAUCGCCCCGAGUCGGGUAUUCGCCUGCUCCCCUUGCUCCAGAGUCUCCGCAUGCCAACCAAUCUUCUAGUUUAUCGUAUCCGAGAAACAUGCAACAGCAACCAAAUUACGCCGAGGGACAUGUUCAACUCAGAUUAAGUUCCCCUAGAGGACAGAGCGAUUCCAAUCAGCAAAGAUAUCCCGUUAACAUCAGCUCUAUGCAAAAUUGCGGCAUAGGAAAUCAACGAUCAUCGAAAUUGCCUUCUCCAAAAUUACAAAUCGAUCCCAAUCAGGGUUUCUCCGCAAGAUCCCAACACGGAUAUCCCCAGCAGCAUACACCGCAGUCUCCUCAAGAUUCUUAUUUGGGAGUUCCUUCCGCCGAGAUGUCAUCGGUUCCUAUAGAAACGGAGGUUCAAAAAUCCCAUUUUCAUUCGCCGCGAAAUCUUUACCCGGGCAUGCAGAACUCGGACUUCGUUCCGCAUAGUUCCUCUCUACAUUUACCGUCCCCCGAGCAUCCUCCCGGUCAUCAGCAGGCCGGACACCAUAGCCAUAACAUGAUGAUGGGAUCUUCGGAGCAAAAGCAGCCGGAAAAUUCGUGCGCGAAAAACAUAUCGCACAGACAGUCGGAUUCCAUGAGAUCAGCGGCAAGCCCAUUCGUUCCUGCAUCUCCGGAACACGGUCCGUCCUGUGGAAAUAACAGCAACAAUUGGAACUCCCUCAAUACGUGGGGAUCGGGUGCGCUGAAGCCUCCGGAUCAUCAUCAAGGAGACCAUUCGCAUCCAAACGUUAACGAACAGCAAAAGAGUUCGCAGAUGUGGAACGAUAGGGGAGGAAUAAGUCAGGGUGAACAUACGAAAAGUCAAGCAUCUUGGGAGGCGCCCAUGGAACCCUCGCCGUUUCGCGUACCGAAGGGAAGACCACCGUCGCGAACCGCGCCCAAUCAGAAUCUCCCUGAAGCGAAUAACUUUCAAAAUUCAUUCGCAAAAACUUUUCUCAAGCCACAAGGACCAAGUAAGAUCAAUCAUCAGUCCAGUGAAAAUUCAAACGCGAGCGGUGGGGGCGGGUGUAAUACCAUGCAAAAUAAUAACAGCUUGAUAAAUCAUCAAAAGAGAAGCGAGUGGCCUGAAGAAAAAUUACGCGAAGGAUUCCACGAUGUGAGACAAGAAGUCCCGAAUACUAAUCCCAACUGUUUAGCGUGGGCGGAAGAAAUGAAGCAGAUCCAAGACUUUCACGCUAUCUCCAGUCUCGGGCAUCAUCCCUUUCCCCAGUACGGAUACCCUACUUAUCCCGUGUUCGACAAACCUUAUCCCAACACUUGGGAAGGCUACAACUAUCACCAACCUUAUCAUCAGCCGGCCGAAUACCCGCAUCAAUUUUACCAACAGCCUAAACGCGAGCCGUGUUUUCACUCACCACAGUAUCCGUACCAGGGGAUGAGCCCCUAUCAAGGGAUGAACCCGGGAUGGGCAAGGUGGGAAACUCCAAGAUGGGAUAUUUACGGACCACCGCCCUAUUUUCCGGUGGUACCGGAACCCCCGCCGAAGGCCGAGCCUUUGGGAGAGGUCACGGAUUUUUCUGACAACGAGGAAUGUUUCAAAGAUUCUCAGAUGGGAGGGGUGGCAAUCGCUUUGGGUCACGGUAGCGUACUCUUCGAAUGCGCUAAGCACGAGAUGCACGCGACAACUGCAUUGAAAAAACCCAACCGAAUAAAUCCGACUAGGAUCAGUUUAGUUUUUUACCAACACCGCAAUUUGAACAGACCUAGACACGGUUGGGACGAAUGGGAAGAGAAAAUGAGACUCAGAAAAUUAGGAGUUACAGCUACAACAGCCCCGACAACGCCAACGAUUCCAACGAGCCCUACCGCAGCUGGUGGAGAAAAAUUACCACCCUUACCUCACAUACCGAGCGUACCAAGUUCUCAGUUCAUGAUGAGGUCGCCUACCUACACCACAAUGACUUGGACUACGUUGUUCCCUAUGCAUCCGUGCAUGAUAACUGGCCCCUAUCAGGAAGGAGGAGCAAUUGGAUGAGUUUCAAUUAACGGAGGGUACAUUUCAAGUCAUAAUAAAGGGUCUGAAAAUAUUGGAUCACGCUUUCGGACAUGAGGCUGGCGCGGUUAUGCGUUAAAACAUCGAGGGACAACGCGGGACAACGUGUGUGAGGUACCGUGUUAAAUUUUCAACAGAAUCAUCCUUCUUUGUCAGUCGUCGCUUUAACUCGAAGUUAAACGAAAAGCAAUAUCACGAAAAUGAUGAAAAUUACCAGCAUCGCGAUGAUAUGUCUCCGGGAGUAAUCCGGAGAUCGUUGCGAACCUAAUUAUUCAAUUGCCACUGUCAUAACUGAAGAGCUGAAAAUUUUAAAUCAAAUUAGGCGCGUUCUAUGACAACCGAAUCGAAAAUAUAAGCACUGCCAAAAUUUUCCCUUUUUCACGUCUUGCUCGAUUAAGUGAAGUCGGCAUUAAUUAUUUUAACGAGAACUAUAAAUGAAACUGUAUGAAGCAGCUGAAAUAACAACGCCGCAAUAAAUGAUUAGGUACCAUAUACCAUAAGCGUGACUCGAGCCUAGAGGCUCCUGAUAUUAGGAAGACCUUUUAAUGGGUACUAAAAAUAUAUAAACUUCAGGUCAUGUCUUAUUGUGCAAUUCAAAAUUACGCGUGCAUAUCAUGUCUAAAUCAAUAAAAAAUAUUCAUCGACUUAUGACGAGUCGACACGCGAAAUGUCCCUGAAAAGUCUGAAGAAUAUAAGAAAAGAACACACUUCGACAAUAAAAUGAAAAAAAAAAGAAAGGAAGACAGAUGAAGAGAAUAAAGAGAUAGAAAAGAAACGAGAUUAAAAUGUGGGUAGAAUCUGCUGACGCGUGAUGAUAUUCCAGAUAUCGAUUGAUUAAACGUCUGACCUUCGUGACGAAAUCAUUUUUAAGCUAGGGAAUAUACGAAAGCCCUUUUAAUUAUUAUACACAAUGACGACAAUGCUCUACGUAGUGUUGUAAAGUAUCAUAUACGUCGAGUAAUAUACGUUACAAUUAACAAUUCGUGUUAUAGUAGCACCAUAUAUUAUUGCGAUUAUUGUCUUUUUAUUAUUAUUAUUAUCAUUGUCAUGAUUAUUAUUAUUAUUAUUGUCAUUAUCAUCAUUAUGAUUAUUAUUACUAUUCGAUCGCUUAGAUAUCAUUGAAUAUAAUCAAUCGUUCAUAUACAUAAUCAAUUAGGUUGACGAUUAUUUGUAUAGCCACUGCACAAUCACAUUUCAUGUUUUUUUUUUUUUUUCAAAUGAAAUGAAAUCGUGAGACGCGAAACAAAAGAAUAGAAAACAAAAUGAUCUCAAGUUUAUAUAAUUUAAAAAUAACGAUAUACAUAAUUAAUAUCUUAUUUUCUAGCCUUUGUAUAUUAUGUGCUUGUUAUUUUGUAUUUAUUCGUAUUUUGCACCAUGAUAUAUAAAUACUAAACAAGUAAUGGUUGACAUGCAAAGUAAAGGAAAAUAGAAAAAGAUGAAAAAAAAAAUAAAUAAAAAUAAACAAAUAAAAUAAAUAAUUGAAUAAUACAAAUACUAACCACUCGCUAAGAGGCGACUGAGUACAAAACAUUUUGUCUAACAAUCACGGGAAAAAAGAAAAGUUGAAUCAAAAAUAUAAUAAUAUAUAAUACGAACCCGGUGCGAUAGGGAGUGUGGCUACCACAUGUAAAGGUAUUAUAUCACCCUGUGUCGUUGUAACCGGUAUUUUAAUCGAGGAAGGGAAACGCGGGUGUUGACCAAAUUUGAAAUUAUCUUCUUUAUUUCCAUUACUUCCAAAAUGUACGUACUAAAUCAUCACGUAUGUUAGGUAACUGCAGAAGUAUUUCCAAAUUUAUCUCAAUCGCCAUCAUAAUUUUUACAUAUUAUAGUAUAAUAAGCCAUACUCGAAAUGACUCAAAUUUACGUCGAAGCUCAUAAGACGGAAUUCGUAUUUUAAAUUAUACAAAUUACAAUUACGAUAGUAAUAAUCUUUUUUCUUGUAAUUCUAUUUCCGUUAAAUCUAAUUUUUGUAUUAUUUCAAUUUUGUAUAUACCCACGAUAUGAGUUUAUAGGUCACAUUAAUCAAUUACCUAACUUGUAUAAUUUCAUAUCUUAUUUUUUUCCAAUUUUAAUUUUAGCAAUGAAAAAUUUACCUGUAUUUAGAAUUGCUUUGCUACAUUUUAAUUAUUUAUUUAUUAUUACAAUUAGAUUAAUUAAUAUUAUUAUUGAUAAUAUUAUAUACUAUUGUUUUUAAUCCUAGGCAAAUUUAGCAUGAUUGUAGAUGAUUUCUAUCAAGUUUACAUCAACUAUAUGUUAUCAUUAUUAAUUAUUAUCAUACUAUAUUAUUAUUGUCAUCAUUACUGUCAUUAUCAAUUGUGACUAUUAUUAUCAUUAUAAAUGCUAAUUAAUAAUAUUAUUAGAAGUACUGAUUGAUUAUGUAUGGAGUUUUUUUUUCUUUUCUUCUCGAUUCAAUUCACGGAUUUUAUUUUUUCGUCACGCGCGCUGGGGUUCCGAAUAUCGAGACGGUUCAUUUUCCCCGAGUAUUAUAAGAUUCAUUAAUAUAUUGUAUCAUUCGAGAUAUCAUUCAUUAUUAUCGGGUAUAAUGAUAAUUAGUAAUAAAAAUGUAAUUUAAUUAUUUAUUGAUUAAGUUUGACAAAGUGUUAUUGUACUACUACUUUUAGCUUACUAUAUAUUUUGUUACGAAACACUGAUGCCGAAUUAUUAUCAUCAUCAUCAUCAUCGUCAUGCACUCGUUAUAUUAUAAUAUCUGAUCGAUGAUCUCAAUAUCAAAUUUAUCGCGAAGGCAAUGUCAGGGUUUCGUUAUAAAUUUAUCCCAAAAUUUUUACAAGGUAAGUUCUUUAUUUAUUUAUUUAUUUAUUUUUGCCUUUUUUUUUUUUUAAUUUGUGGACUGUAAAAAAAAAAUCAUACACACAAGGAUGGACAAAGAAUAUGAAAAGAAAAAAUUCUUGUUGUUUGAUCAAUUCACAAAUCUGCACAUAGCCACUAUACAGUAAAACUGCAUCACAUUCUCUGUUGAUUCUUUUUCGUUUAAUCCUUGCGCAGAAUUGUUAUCUGUGAAAUUUCCCUGCAUUUAUCAUUUAUAAGUGUACAGAAUCGAGGCACAAAUGCGAAAUCGUAAUUUCUUUCGAUAAUUUGAAACGAUGUACAAGAAUUUUAUGUGAAAUUGACAAGUAUUGUAUAAUGCCAUGGUAGUAUUGAUUAUUGUUUCGUUUUUUUUUUCUUUUUCUCUUGACUUUACAAUUAUAUAAAAUACGCUAUAGGAUCGUCGUAGCGUAUCUGUAACAUUAAUAAGUAUUACUACGACUUUUCGCAACAGGAUUUUUUUAAUCAUAAUUUUCGUGUUCUCUCGUAGGCACGUAUACAUGUAUAUCUAUAUAUAUAAUAUGUUGAACGUCACAUGCUAGCAAGUUUUGAAAGAAGAACAAUUCCGAUUCUAAAUUGAACUGCUUCUAUUGGAAAAGAAAAAUUCUUCCCCGACAUCGUAGUAACAAUUGGCUUUGCAAAUAAACGUGUAAAUCAAUCGAUACGUUCGAAAAAAAAGACAAAGAAAAGCGCAGUCUAUACAUACAGAACAACGGAGUCACGCAUCCUUCGUACUCCGAAAUCAAGAAGAGUUCAUACAAUUUUUUAUAAAAAAAGAAAUGGAAAAAAAUGAAAUAAAUAAAUAAGUGAA
Athalia rosae (coleseed sawfly) is the source of this 14334-nucleotide messenger RNA. It is a transcript of the gene Tet, whose product is annotated as methylcytosine dioxygenase TET2. Gene Ontology annotation, molecular function: DNA binding; zinc ion binding; DNA 5-methylcytosine dioxygenase activity. The record is from RefSeq and is a predicted model, not a curated record. Bases 2076 to 10682 code for a protein of 2868 amino acids. NCBI's taxonomy places the organism in Eukaryota, Metazoa, Arthropoda, Insecta, Hymenoptera, Athaliidae. Gene Ontology annotation, biological process: positive regulation of transcription by RNA polymerase II; oxidative demethylation. The transcript is spliced from 12 exons. Gene Ontology annotation, cellular component: nucleus.